Molecule: messenger RNA, 1740 nt
Organism: Folsomia candida
Lineage: Eukaryota; Metazoa; Arthropoda; Collembola; Entomobryomorpha; Isotomidae
Product: casein kinase I
Exons: 5
Coding region: 501-1436 (311 amino acids)
Biological process (GO): peptidyl-serine phosphorylation; signal transduction
Cellular component (GO): cytoplasm; nucleus
Molecular function (GO): ATP binding; protein serine/threonine kinase activity
Source: RefSeq, a predicted model, not a curated record
AGGACACGUGUCUGACUAUUCCGUCAACAAAAGCAAACAAACAAUCAGCAUAAUAAUAUUUAUUUAGCUUAAAAUUUUGAAGUUAUUCUUCGAUAAUGUUGAUGUGUCGCAAAAUCACAAUUUUCUACUGCCAACAAACACGCAAGAAGUUUGUAACCUUUUUCAUAGUUGAUAAUACUUAAAUGUGAAUAAUUCACAGUGAAUUUCACAAAGUUCGAAAUACAAAUUUUAAUUUUGUCCCGUGAUCAAAUUAUCGUUAUUUGAAAUCCUGCACAAAUACCAAAUUACCAAGUCUUAUGGGUCUAAAUCCAGUAAGGAACCAGAUUUAGCCAGCAGUACUCCCACUCAUCAUCACUCAGCAGCCAGAAUUCAGCAAACUACUCGAACACGACUCUUGCUCUCCAGUUGUCAUCCAGCCACUUACUUUGACUUUUUUUCUGGCAGCCGUCGACCCAACUUCCAGUCGUCGAUCGUUUUGCGUAUUCGGUCGAUAUUUUAAAAUGUUUAAAGCAGGCUCAAUGCUUGACGGCGGUUUGACCUUCCAUGAGAUUUCUGUGGGACAGUUUCAUCUCGUGCGACGGAUCGCGUCUGGGGGCUUUGGCGAGCUGUAUUUAGCAAUCGAUCCCAGAACGUUGAUCAACUUUGCAGCAAAACUUGAGAGAACGUCAACUAAACAUUCACUGGAUCAUGAGAACGCAGUGUACAAACUUUUGGAAGGCGAGGAGUCUAUCGGCAUUCCGAAAAUCUGGUGGUUUGGACAAAUGGGAAAACGUAACGCUCUGGUGAUGGAUCUUCUGGGACCCUCAUUAAGCGACCUUUUUGAACUCUGUGAAAAGCGCUUCUGUGUGAAGACGGUACUCUUACUGGCUGAUCAAAUGAUUGCAAUUCUCCAGUACAUUCACUCAAAAGGAAUCGUUCAUCGAGACAUUAAACCGGACAACUUUCUGAUGGGCGUGGGAGAUAAGUGUGACCAAGUGCAUCUGGUGGAUUUUGGACUCUCAAACAGGUUCCUGGAUUCUCAAGGCCAGCAUACUCCAUACACUGAAGGGAAUCCGAUGGCAGGGACGGCGCGCUACGCCUCCAUUAAUGCUCACACUGGAAUUGAACCGAGUCGCCGAGAUGACCUGGAAUCACUCGGCUACCUCCUCGUCUACUUUUUGAAGAAAGGUCUCCCCUGGCAAAAUAUGAAGGCAAGGGAUCGGACGAGACUCUACAAAAAAAUUUACGACAUGAAGAGCAGCAUGGGACCCAAAACCUUGUGCAAAGGACUACCAGAUGAAUUUGAGAAAUAUCUGGACUAUUGUCUUGGCCUCGGUUUCGACGAGACACCCGACUACGAAUAUCUUGCCCAACUUUUUCGAACCUUAGCUCAAGAGCUAGGCCACGAGUAUGACUUCUUUUUCGACUGGAAUAUCUUGGCUAUGAUGGCGAUGUAAUAAGAAAAUAUGACCGCGCUCACCUUAAUUUAUUUAUUCAACUCGCACUACUCGCAGUCUGUACCAAAGCGCAUGACUUAUUUCAAUGACGAAAUGAAUUAUUUUGGUUACAUGUCUUAUCAAAUCUGAAUCAUGCUAGUCUUUAAUUGUAGCUAAUGUGUACAAUAUUAUUUUAAAAAACUAAAGUAAAUCUUGUUGAACGGUUUAUUAGUUUACAUAAAACUGUGUGCGCCAUAUUUAUAUAAUGUCUUAAAUUUAAAAUAUUUAGAAAUAAAUGCGACACAAAUACAAUUAUUCAGUAUUU